CUGGCGUAUGCUCAUCCCAUGGAAACACCGCACUCCGUAGUUGUGGCAUGAUCUUCUUGUUCUGCGAACACCGGUUCCUUGAGGGGGGUUGCAUUUCAGCCAGGAAAAGGAGAACUUCUUUUCUGAAGUAGAGGAUAUUAAAGAUGGACCCUGACCCUCUUGCUGAGGAAGAGAGAGCAUGUGCUUCCAAACUUCAAGCAGCUAGUUUGCGUCCGAUUAACUUGAUUUGACCUAUCACCAUGUAUCCUUUUUUAGUGCUUGUUCUGGUCACCACAGCUUUUGGGCACAUGGAAAUGACCAUGCCAUACGCCCUUCGCAGCAAGUUCGAUCCUGCAAACAAAAACGGACUUAUCGACUAUUCGAACACAAGCCCUCUCUUAGCUAGUGGCGAAAAUUUCCCCUGCAAGGGGUACCAUUUGAAUGGUCCCUGGAGGAGCGUUGCUACUUAUUCCGCUGGCCAGAGUUACACGUUGGAACUCACGGGCACUGCCACGCAUGGCGGUGGUUCCUGUCAGAUAUCCCUGAGCGUUGACAACGGAAAGUCGUUCAAAGUCAUCAAAUCCAUGAUGGGCGGUUGCCCGCUGACUAAACGCUACGACUUCCGAAUUCCAUCUAGUACUCCAAGUGGGAAAGCUCUUAUUUCCUGGUCUUGGUUCAAUCUUAUCGGAAACCGUGAGAUGUAUAUGAACUGCGCUCAAGUCGAAAUUUCCAACGGAAGCACUAACACGCUCCUGUUCGAUACCCUCCCCGAUAUGUAUGUCGCCAACGUAAAUAGGGGUUGCUCCACAGUCGAAGGAAGAGAGACAGUUUUCAACAACCCUGGGGUUGAUGUUGUGUAUGGUGGGAAAGUGACGCCUGGCAGUCCGCCGUUUCCGAACUGCUAGGCAAUAUCUCGGUGUAUAUCAAAUUCUCAGUCCUUUCGGUUGACCAUUGCCCGGCAGCGUCGAUUGAUGGCGCGUCUUUUCGACUAGUACAUCCUUGGUUUAUCACUAUGUGAAAUAGCAGAUUCUUUUGCUCUAACCCUUGUCCAUGCGGACCCCAUGGUUGUUGACAAUGGGUUACUUUACCUUUGCUUUUUGUAUUUAAGAUUCUUGCCUUGGAACUCCCCUCAUGUCUUGGGUGAUAGGGAAGGGCUGAGGUUGUUUUAGCUGCCCUGGCUUGAAUAUAGACAUUUUGUGUAUACCUGUUUUAUGCAAGGCUCACCCGAUGUGGGUCUCACUUUCAGCUUCAUCAUGGAUGUUGUUGGAAUCACCUGUC
Coccidioides immitis RS is the source of this 1257-nucleotide messenger RNA. RefSeq names its product endoglucanase. The record is from RefSeq and is a predicted model, not a curated record. Lineage: Eukaryota; Fungi; Ascomycota; Eurotiomycetes; Onygenales; Onygenaceae. The transcript has 2 exons. The coding region runs from base 240 to 884 and encodes 214 amino acids.